This is a messenger RNA of Neltuma alba, 798 nucleotides long. RefSeq lists its product as uncharacterized. The record is from RefSeq and is a predicted model, not a curated record. Lineage: Eukaryota; Viridiplantae; Streptophyta; Magnoliopsida; Fabales; Fabaceae. The transcript has a single exon. The coding region runs from base 1 to 474 and encodes 157 amino acids.
AUGCGUUUGCCUCCACGGCGUGUAUUAACGCCUAGCACUUCCCUUAGUAAUAACAAGCGCAAAGAGAGAGAUGAAGGCUUUGAGAGGCCCAAGCCCAGCCCAUCAUCCAAUGCUCCAACGACCAUAAACUCAACCAAAUCUCUCAAGCCGGAUAAGCCGAGAGCUGGCUUCGAGCCACCCCGCAGCAACGGUAAAGGCUUGGAACCGACCUCUUCCACUCAGCUCCUAGCGGGCUUCCUGGCCCACGAGUUCCUCACGAGAGGGACUCUCUUCGGCGAGCCUUGGGACCCAUUCCGAGCGGCAGAGGGCCCCACAGAGGCCGAUAAGAGAAAAGGCAAGUCGAGCCAGACACGAGAAGCGGAGCCGGAGAAGCAAGAAAGGUACGCGGAACUAGCAGACUUGUUGAGGGCGAGUGGGACCCACGUACCUGGCAUAGUGAACCCCACCCAGCUCUCUCGGUUCUUACAUUUGUGAUCUAACUGUGACCCCACGAUUACACGUGGAAGGAUCGCAUUGGAUAUCUCUGCCUUUGGGGCAGAGUAUAGAAAAGAAGUCCUUUUUCCCGUUGCAGGUUCCUAUGAUUCCCCACCCCCCACCUUUGUGUGUGCAGGAUUUGUGUGUGAGAAUCGCCAAAUCUGCGAUUUGUGGUCUUGCCUAUCCAUGCACGCAUCUACUUCGUACUUGUUCAUUCUAAUGUUCGGACCUGAUCUGAUUUGCGUGCAACAAAAAUACUUGCUUUUUCCUCCAAACAAGUUUUUUCCUAGAUUUUGAAGUUACCCUUUUGUUCUUUUUUAUGCA